CCCCCCUUGACGGUUACUUUUGCUGGCAGCUCACAAACCACUCUUCUAUGUCCUACCAGCUUUACGAGCUGACAGCACUGAACGAGCUUCCCGAUACACUGAAUAUUCGGAUAUAUACCACAUCUAAUACAGACCCAACACCUGAUAUUAAUGCCGUAUGUUCUUUGAAUGCUUCUGAAGAGACCCCCACAUACCUGUUUGAGGUGUCGUCUGCUCAGGACAAGGACAUUAACAUCACAUCCCUGAGCUCGCUGGCACAGCCGUGUCCACCCGAGGUGCAGGCCACCUACUCCUAUGUCGUUGACGGCACGGGGUGCAAUGGCAGCGACUCCGAUUUGAACUUCUGUGUCGAUCGGCGGACAGCGAGAACAGACUAUGGCCUGUGCUCCUCCCGUAUUCUCUUCUCAGCGGGCGGCAACCUGACGUGUAUCGCGGCUUUCAGAGUCAGCGGUGCCCUGGUGGUGAUGUUGCUCAACCAAGAUGUUUCUCUUGUCACCUCAACAUCCCGCUUUGCCUGCAUGGUAAACAAUUUUGUUGUGUUUUCACCGCAGAGCCUAUCUAAAGUUUACUUGUUUACCUCCAUCUUCUGCCUUCACCCGACUGGUAAAUAGA
Pomacea canaliculata is the source of this 612-nucleotide messenger RNA. RefSeq lists its product as uncharacterized. The record is from RefSeq and is a predicted model, not a curated record. NCBI's taxonomy places the organism in Eukaryota, Metazoa, Mollusca, Gastropoda, Architaenioglossa, Ampullariidae. The transcript has 4 exons. Bases 48 to 611 code for a protein of 187 amino acids.